UACCAGUAAAAUACUGUAUUAAACUUCUUUUUUAUACUCCUCUGUUUAGAACUUUUAUAUUUUGUUUUGCUCGUUGUUUUUCUUUGUUUUGCUUUCUUUUUAUAAUUUUCUUGAUUUUGUAUGUUUCCUUUGUAAACGCACCAUCAUUCUGAUGUGUGCUGCUGAUCUAAAAUAGUAUGUUCAAUAAAGUUUAGUUCAGUUCAGGAAACUGCGGUACAUGAAGUACAAUAAAAUUGGCACCAUAGUGAUUGGAUAGUGAGCAGUAGUACUUAACCAAUCAACAUACACAAUCAUCUGAUUGGUCAAAUUUCCAACAAUCAAAUUGUGAAUAAUAAGUAGAUGAAAUAUACCUGUAUAAAACAGAAUUUAAUUUAACAAUGAGGAUCAUUCACAAUAUUGGAUUUCUUAAAUGAAGAUUACAAUAGCUAGCAUUUGAGACAAGAAGUAAUUUGUAAAGUAUCAGUUUUAGUUAUCAAACGCAACGAUGGUGGCAAAUGAAAGCUCGAUUUUUGAAGGGUUCUCUGUUGAAUUUUACUUCAAAUGUGUAACUACAUUUUUGGGACUUCUUUUCAAUCUUUUAAUCAUGAUUAUGAUUCUUAAGUUCAAGAACUUGCAGACUAUACCAAAUAUUUUUAUUUUUAAUCUUGCUUUACUGGACUUUUUGAACAUGAUUCCGUUCAUGUUGACAAGCAUAGCUUUUGACGCGUUAUCUAUCUUGUCUGUGGAAUUUGGGUUUUGUCUGUUUUACUAUGUACUAGAUGUAUGGGUAAAUUUUAACAUUGUUUACAUUAUUGUCACAUUGACCAUAGAUAGAUACUUUGCCAUCGUACAUUGCAUAUCAUUGCGACAGUACCAUACCAAAAGAAAUGCCAGAAUUGCAUGUGUGCUAACAUGUUUGAUGUCAAUUGGCAUUUCUAUACCUAUGUUGCUUGAAGUAGAUGUGUAUGAAUAUGACGGGACAAAUUAUUGUAUCUUCAAUAAAAACUUGGAAUUGUACAGAUUCAUUUUGAACUACUUGAUACCAUUGGUCAUCAUGAUUAUCUGUUAUGUUUUCAUCAUUAAAGUCAUGGUCUCAUCACAGCAGAUUGAUAGGAAUAAUACCACACGAAAACAUUCAAAACGUGUAUUCAUUCUCGCUCUCACUAUUGUCAUUGCGUAUGUGAUACUGUUUACACCAUAUUUUAUCUACGACCUGCUGGUGUAUUUUGACAGACAAUUCUAUGAACAAGCGUUUCACAGUAUAUCUGUCUGGAUGCAGUAUUCUCACAGUGUAAUAAAUCCUAUUCUGUAUACUUUUAUCGGAAAGAAUUUUAAAAAGGAUCUUUUAAAGACCUUUCAGUGCUUAGAUGCUGCUCCGUGUAGACCAGAUUUUCAAGUUCAAUCAAGAUUUGCCAGCAGAUCUUCUAACCGCUUGACAUUAACUACCAGCAAUCCAAGUUUAGAAGUGCGGUCUAAAAUGUAACAAGAAGUUGAAGGAAAAUUAACUUCCUCUUUAAAAGCAUCAUGUAGGUAAGAAAGAUUAUCUACAGUUAACGAGUCCAAGCACCUUGUUUAAAUCAAGGCAAGUUUGGAAACAUAAGAAUAGUGCAAAGCAAAAGUGCUCAACAUAUGACUGUUGAAAAGUUCUCAAGUUGACUGUACUUUGUAGUUGCAAUGGACAUUUCACCUACUGUGAAAUUAUAUCAGUAAACCCUUAACACCAGGCUCCAGCUAAGAAAAUAUUGAAAUAGUUGCCUUUUAAGUCACUUUUCUGCAUUCUGAGAGACCACAUGACUUUUUACAAAUUUUUAGAUUUUUUCUGUGUGAUAUACAGUACAGUACCGUACUCGCGCGAAUAAGCGCCCUGUUUGAAUAAGCGCCCCUAUCGAAUAA
Messenger RNA from Anneissia japonica, 1872 nucleotides. Its product is annotated as kappa-type opioid receptor-like. Gene Ontology annotation, molecular function: neuropeptide binding; G protein-coupled receptor activity. The record is from RefSeq and is a predicted model, not a curated record. NCBI's taxonomy places the organism in Eukaryota, Metazoa, Echinodermata, Crinoidea, Comatulida, Comatulidae. Gene Ontology annotation, cellular component: neuron projection; membrane. The transcript has a single exon. Bases 485 to 1462 code for a protein of 325 amino acids. Gene Ontology annotation, biological process: neuropeptide signaling pathway.